Laccaria bicolor S238N-H82 is the source of this 1446-nucleotide messenger RNA. RefSeq lists its product as uncharacterized. Gene Ontology annotation, molecular function: mRNA 5'-cap (guanine-N7-)-methyltransferase activity. Gene Ontology annotation, cellular component: nucleus. The transcript is spliced from 6 exons. The record is from RefSeq and is a predicted model, not a curated record. Bases 1 to 1446 code for a protein of 481 amino acids. Gene Ontology annotation, biological process: 7-methylguanosine mRNA capping. Lineage: Eukaryota; Fungi; Basidiomycota; Agaricomycetes; Agaricales; Hydnangiaceae.
AUGCCUGCAUUUGAUCCUGUACGCGAUGCUGUCCUAAAUUCUCCAAUUGACCCUUCAUCUUCAUCCUACUUUAUGCCACCAACUAGGCGGGCAACUCAUUUGUCCGUUCUCCUCAACUCGGAUCAACCCACCGAGAAACACAAAAGGCCGAACUCGAUCGACCAUCUCCUCCUCAACACCGAUAUUCCACUUACUUUUACUGACCCAGAGUCACCUAUCUCUCGUUCAUCUCGUCCAUCAUCAUCAUCCCACUACACUCCCUCAUCCCCUCCCAUGCCCCCACCACCAUCUCCCCCUCCACCUGCUGCAGCUCCUUACAAUCCUGUCCGGAGAACGGCCCCGGGUUCUAUCCUCGUUCCUCUUUCCCGGGCUGAGAUGGAGGACUUUAAACAUUACCGUGGGCAGGGCAGCUCUCGUCUCACAAAGCGGAAACGAGGUGCCAGCAACGAACCGGACACUUUAGAUCAACCUCCGCUGAAGAAGCUGGUAGGCGACGUCGGUGUCGUAGUGCAGCACUACAACUCACGGCCAGACGUUGGUGUAGUACAACGAUUAGAAUCACCUAUCAUUGGUUUGAAGAACUUUAACAACUGGGUAAAGUCCGUGCUCAUCUCGCGCUUCGCACACCCCGUGCUCGCGAAAAGUCCGUCGUCGAAUGGGUAUUCGGGUCCGGGGAGAGGAGGGCGAGGGGGGAGUGGCAAGGUGCUGGAUAUGGGGUGUGGGAAAGGCGGUGAUAUGACAAAGUGGGCAAAGGCGCAUGUGAGGGAGCUGUUUGGAGUUGAUAUUGCGGCGGUGUCGGUGGAUCAAGCGCGUUCACGUUGGGAAUCAAUGCGUGGUCCACGGUUCGAAGCUCAUUUUGCUGCGCUGGACUGUUACACCGAGCCUCUCUCCAAAGCGUUUUCCCCCGCAAAACUCGCGCAACCAUUCGACGUCGUCUCGAUGCAAUUUUGCAUGCACUACGCUUUUGAGACUGUCCAAAAGGCGCGUUGUAUGCUUGAGAACGUCAGCCGGCAUCUAAGGACGGGAGGUGUCUUUAUCGGGACGAUACCCAACGCCGAUAUCUUGCUAGAACAUCUCGAUGAACUCCCUCCCGAUAAGGACGAUCUAUCAUUCGGAAACUCGGUAUACAAAAUUCGAUUUGAAAACCGGGACUCGAAACCCAUGUUCGGCCACAAGUACUGGUUUUUCCUGCAAGACGCGGUCGAGAAUGUACCAGAGUACGUCGUGCGAUGGGAAAAUUUUGUACAAAUGGCCGCAGAUUACAAGCUGUAUCCGGUGUAUAAAGAGGAAUUCCACCAGGUGUUUGAGGAGCAUCAGGAGCACCCCGAGUUUAAGCCUCUCCUGGUCCGCAUGAAGGUAGUAGACACGAAUGGCGAGAGCGCGAUGGACGAGGAUCAAUGGGAGGCAGCUAACAUUUAUAUUGCAUUUGCGUUUGAAAAGCGUUGA